Nothobranchius furzeri (turquoise killifish) is the source of this 3379-nucleotide messenger RNA. It is a transcript of the gene hpca, whose product is annotated as hippocalcin. Gene Ontology annotation, molecular function: calcium ion binding. NCBI's taxonomy places the organism in Eukaryota, Metazoa, Chordata, Actinopteri, Cyprinodontiformes, Nothobranchiidae. The record is from RefSeq and is a predicted model, not a curated record.
GUUCUGGGGGCUGUAGCAGUGUCGACUGUAGCAGCGGAGUAUGAGUGUGAGUGUGCGUGAGCGCGCGUUUGUGCGGUAACCGCAGUGGCCAAACCACAAAGAGCGCUGCCCCGCAAGGUGAUUGCACCGGAGCUCCGGAGGCAGGCGUCCGGAGCGAGCCCCAGCAUCCACGCGUCUCCACGGGCUGUCCUGCGCGCGCAGCAAGGAGCCCUUCCGCUGCAGCUCAGACCUACAACCGGUGUGGAAAGGCACCUGGCCAGUGCAGUGAUUGUUAAGUGAGGAGAAAAAGAACUGCCCUAUUACCAUGGGGAAACAGAACAGCAAACUGCGGCCAGAGAUGCUGCAGGACCUCCGAGAAAAUACGGAGUUCUCUGACCAUGAGCUGCAGGAGUGGUACAAGGGUUUUUUGAAGGAUUGCCCCAGUGGAACCUUGAAUGUAGAGGAGUUCAAGAAGAUCUACGCCAAUUUCUUUCCUUACGGUGAUGCCUCCAAGUUCGCUGAGCAUGUCUUCCGAACAUUUGACACAAAUGGCGAUGGGACGAUAGAUUUUCGGGAGUUCAUCAUAGCCUUGAGUGUCACAUCACGGGGAAAGCUGGAGCAGAAGCUGAAAUGGGCAUUCAGCAUGUAUGACUUAGAUGGUAAUGGCUACAUCAGCCGUGAGGAGAUGCUGGAGAUCGUACAGGCCAUCUACAAGAUGGUGUCAUCUGUGAUGAAGAUGCCAGAGGAUGAAUCCACGCCAGAGAAGCGGACGGAUAAGAUCUUCAGACAAAUGGACCUCAAUAAUGAUGGGAAAUUAUCCCUGGAGGAGUUUAUCAAAGGUGCCAAAAGUGACCCCUCCAUCGUCCGGCUUCUCCAGUGUGACCCCAGCUCUGCCUCCCAGUUCUGAGCCCACCCAGCCCGUUUUGACCUCCUAUUCUUUCUGUUGCUACUCAGAAAGCUUCUAAACUAAGUGCAUGAUAUUUCACAUAUCUCUCACAUCAUCUGUUUAUCGUUGUUUUGUGGAGGAGCCAAGAAGAAACGUGGAAAUCAGCUUAGUUUAAUUCUUGGGAAAAUGAAGGGACGCAUGUAAAUUUAAAGGUGUGUCCACAAAGGCACCUGCUAAUGUUCCUGGACAUCUCUUAUCUGUCUGUGUCUGAGGCUGGUUUUCUAGUGUUGUCAUAUGGAUGGCUCGGGUUACUCCUCCAACACACAUGUAUAUCAUGUAUAUACUGUAUGUUUGCUUGUAUCAUAAGAUCAAGUAAAUCUGUCUUCGUUUACCGUAAGGUACACACUCUUUGGCAUUGAGAAGCAGUAUUAUGUAGCAUAGCUUCCUCAUCUGAUCCUAAUGGGAGGUUGGAGGGGAUUCUCGGGAUUUUACUGCUAUAUGAAAUUUCGCUGAGAAAAGAAGGUCUAAGAUCCCAUUUGAUUAUCAUCUUAAAGAUUUUAAAAAUUGUUUGUAUAUAUUAUUUUAUUUCUUGUUCUAUUUAUGAAUUUGUUCAUUUCUAUUAGUUUGAAAGUGCUUUUAUUUUGAAAUGUUGUUUAAGGUAUUCCAGUUUACCACCACAGAGACAAAGUUUCUUUUGGGAUCGUUGAAUUUUGCUCAUCAAGAAGAAUUUUGAAUUCCCAGUAAAGCAAAGGCAUCCCAUAAUGCAUUUAAUCAACGGCACCAGUAGCACAUAUCAUUUAAGCCAACAUGUAUUUGAAAAUUACGGCUGUGCAUUAGGUUCAAAUGUGUGUGCAUGUGAAUACACAAUGUAUACGUGCGGUUAUAUUUCUACAGUAUUACUAUGUUGAUGUUUUUCAAUUUGUACCUUAUAUUUACUAUUGAGCAGUAAACUGUAGAUAGUUGUACUCUGUCACUUCUACUGCAUGAUCCUACAAGUCAAACAAGGCAAAUCUCACAACUGUUUACACACAGUGUUAUUUUUUUGUAGGUCUGUAGCCCCAAAGAAAGGAUUUAAUAACCCUCUCCUCUCCUCUGGUAAACAGGAAACUCACUAAGGGCUUGUCCAUCAUUUAUGUUUCUGUUUCUCAACAGUGUGUGUGUGUGUGUGUGUGUGUGCGCGUACAGCAGCCACGUGAAACGAUAAGAAGGCACCAAGAUGUCAACAUGUAGUACCUCGACAGGGAUUGGUGUUUUGAAUACUAUUAGCACUAGACUUAUUUGUCAGGUUCUAUGAAAGGUAUCUGGGGGAUAAAUGAAAAGCUGAAACAGUGUGCUCAUGCAACCCUCGUCACCAACAGCCUCUCUCACAUGCCUCACCUGGACUGCCACUGCUGUCAGAUCGCCAUUGCCAUCUUGUGUUUUUUUGUAGCACACACUUUGGGUGACAUGACACCACAAAGGUGUGUGCUCGGAAGAAUAGAUGAGUGCUCUGAACCAGGUGCUCAAAUUCUCAACAUUUUACAACAUCCUUUAAUAUUAAAUUGGAUAAGAAUGUAUUUCUUUCAGAAUUUAUGAAAAACUGAUAUUAACAUUAUUUUACCCUGAAUAAGGUACCACUUAAAGCAGAAAUCUGGAGUUUUCCCUCUUUCGGAAACUAUGUAGGAUUUUUUUAUCCAUUGUAGUGAUUUUCUUACCAUGUACUGUGGUGUUUUUUGCUUUAAUUGGCUUUUUGCUAAGCCUGCCUCUGUCCUACAGAGCCCCAUGCGAUUUCAACUGAGCACUGCUCAUUCACUUAAGUACAGAUGCCAAUCAAAGUAGGGGCGAGCGUUUGCGAAAGUACCUCAACUGAUGCAGAAUUAGCUAAAUUUCUUAAGGACAAGUUUUUAAUUAUAUAUAUAUAUAUAUAUAUAUAUAUAUAUAUAUGUGUGUGUGUGUGUGUGUGAAUUAAUAAGAUGAGAAUAAUAAUGGUUGGCUGGCUAGAGGUGUGUGUUCACAAAUGAGAGGCAUUGCUUCAAUCAUUAUCAUGGAAGUAGGAAGAGGGGCAUAAGGUGCAGUACAUAUUUUCACCUCUAGAUGGUGCCCUAUAACAAAACUCUGUAUUUCUGCUUUAAAGUACAUCAGAAAUUGGUAAAUUUUGUGUAUGGAAACACCCAAAGUGUACCCGAGAGCUGCCCUAGUGCCGCUGCAUCCAACUAAUAAACACUGAGCUAAAGUCAUCUCGUACUAAAUGUUUGCACAAGCGCUUCCUAACCAGCCGCGCCUCUGCUUUGGGGAUUUUUCAGAGUCACUGCCUUCUGCUUGUAGGAUAAAAAUAAGCAUUUCUCCCAUUAAAUCCUUUUCUACUCUCACUGCCUCCGGAAGAACUGGUAUCUCUUGUUGGGUGAUUAAGCCUGAUCGUUCCCCCCUGAUUCCCCGACUGUUCCCAAAUAGUUUUCUGUUGCAUGAAAACCUCAAGCAAGGAUGCAAUGUUCAUGUUGGACCUGAUAUUGAAAUAAACCUGUGUGCUUCACUGCA